Molecule: messenger RNA, 681 nt
Organism: Rhagoletis zephyria (snowberry fruit fly)
Lineage: Eukaryota; Metazoa; Arthropoda; Insecta; Diptera; Tephritidae
Source: RefSeq, a predicted model, not a curated record
AUGGCCAACACCUUUGCGAUUAUCGUCUCUGGCCGACUGGUGCAAACCGACUUUCAGCUGGUGGAGAGCAACAAGUUCCUCAUCACCAUUCCCAGCGCCGACAACAUCAACCACCUGGUGGUCUUCAUGACCGGCCUCUGUCCGCUGCCGGAGGGCAUGGCCGGCGCAGUGUACUUCAGCUUCCCCGACCCGCACGCCCCGCCGACCUGGAACUACCUCGGCUACAUCUCCAACCAGAAGCCGUCGGCCAUCUUCAAGAUCACCAAGCUGAAGCAGAUGGCCACCGGCGACAAUGGAAACAGCCUAAUUGGCGGCGACCUAAACACCACUGCCAACAGCAGCACCGGCUUCGGCUUCGUCCAGCCGAUCAUCUCGCACGUCGCCCAGAUUGGCAUCUCCAUCGAGCCGGAGGCGGCCAUCCUCCAGCUGGCCGCCGAUCCCUCCGUGAAUGCCGAAUCCAGCAUUGCUAACGGCUCGGUGCUGAGCAAGUUCGAGGAGUUCACCAACAAGACGGCGGAGAACCUCUUCAACUACUGCUCCAGCUUCAGCAACAGUGCGCUGAGCUUCGCCAAUAAUCCGGCCGCCGCCGGGCAGCAGUUUGUGCCGCUCAGCACCAUCAACGACUGGUACCAGCGAUUCAUGCGCAAUCUAAAGCAGAAUCCCAACUUUUGGCGACUUUGA